GAAGGCCAGCUAAGGAUGGUGGCGAUCGGGUCUGGAUCCGCGACUGGCAGUUCACGGCUGGUAGUCAGCUCACAGUCAGUCAGUCAUUCAGUCAGUCGGUUGUAGUCGACUCGGUAGUGCACGAGAUUGCUCCGUCCUACGGAGCCGCGACAUGUUCCUUUCCCGUCUCAUUUCGCACGAGUUUCACCCGUAUUAUUAUUUAAUCUGUCGUCGACACAGUUUCGUCGCGUCCCGUCCAGCAGCGUUGCUACCAUUCGGAUCCUCUUAUCUCUUCUUCGUGGACUUGUAACCUCAGUUCCACGCAAAGUGAGACCGUCGAUCGAUGAAAGUGCAAGUGCUUGUAAGGUCAGUGUGUGCGUAAAGGACCUUCUCCUUUCCUCCGACACGGGAACCAGUGAUAAAGUGAGAGGAGGGCGCGACCUUGAGGAGGAUCUCGAAGAGGACCUCCGCGAAGAGGUGACAGUCUCCAGAGACGUCGCGACGGAAACGCACGGAUGGUUAACGACGUAAUGAGCGAGUACGAACGAAUCAAGCGUUCGUGCUUGAAACGAGGAGAACUUUGGGAGGAUCCAGAAUUUCCGGCGACCCAGACCUCGGUUUUCUAUCAUCAGACACCUCCGUUUCAAUUUCAAUGGAAAAGACCGAAGGAACUAUGCAAUCGUCCAAUAUUCGUGAGCGACACACCGGCCCAAUUCGACGUGAUACCCGGGAAAAUGGGUGACAAAUGGUUGGUCUCCUGUCUGGGCGUUCUCCACCUGAGCAAAGGAUUAUUCUACAGAGUGGUACCAGCUGACCAGGGUUUCGGAAACACUGGCGAACCACCUGGAUCACCGACCGCAGAAUACGCAGGGGUGUUCAGAUUCCGGUUGUGGUGGUGCGGCGCAUGGGUCGAAGUUCUCGUCGACGACAGGUUACCAACGAUUCACGGACGGCUGGCUUUUGUGCAGAGUCGUCACAGUGAUCAAUUCUGGCCGGCUCUUCUGGAGAAAGCGUACGCUAAGCUUCACGGUUCGUACGAAGCUUUGAAGUACGGCACUCUGUUGGAUGGUUUGUCCGACCUGACGGGAGGAAUCACAGAAAGUAUCGCGAUUCGUCAGGAUCCUACGGCUUGCGGAAGAGUACUCGCGAAAUUGCUGGACAUGACCUCCCUUAUCACUUGUACAGUAAAUAAUAAUCAACAGCAAAUUCGUGCCAGUACAGAGAAACUCGCCAAUGGUAUCCAGAUGGGCAUCAACUACAGGCUAUACGCCAUCGAGAGGGUAGAAACGUUCAACGGCGAAGCGGUGCAGUUGGUGAAGUUAAGAAAUCCUCUUGGACCUGGCAGAGAAUACGUCGGGGCUUGGGCAAGAGGUGGUCUCGAAUGGGACGAAGUACCACCGAUGGAAAGGGAACGUUUAGCGGUCAGAAACAUGGCCGAAGGAGAAUUUUGGAUAUCUUAUUCGGAUUUCGUGAAAACGUUCACUCAUCUAGAAGUCGUACAUCUUGAUGCCGAAACGUCCAGAGAUGAACCAUCGUUGCAUAGUAAACAUACCUGGCAAAUGAAACUCUAUCAAGGUAGCUGGAGGAGGGGCGUGACGGCGGGAGGAUGUCGAAACAAUGAAGAAACUUUCCAUAUUAAUCCGCAAUUACAUCUGAUACUGAGCGAGAUGGAAGAAGUGAUCGUCUCUUUGUAUCAACAUUCCAUCAUGGAGAUCAAAGUGAUUGGUUUCACCGCGUACACGUUGCCGAAGAACAACGCCGAAUCGAUAAACAAACAAUUUUUCAAAAAGAACAAGUCUCUCAUGAACUCGCAGUACACGAACAGCCGUCAGGUGAGCCACAGGUGUCAAUUAGAUCAGGGUGGUUAUUUAUUAGUACCAACCACGUUCGAGCCUACUCAAGAAACGAGUUUCACAUUGAGAGUCUACAGCAGUAAACCUUUAAAACUUAAACUUCUUGAUACCCCACCCUCCUUAGUAAAAUCAGCCAUUAUCAAAGCACCACCCCUCGAAGGCAAAGGUUUCUCGCAGUACGAAGCUGUUUUUCUACAACUGGCUGAUGAACAUAGAACGGUGAACGCGUUUGAAUUGCAAGAACUCCUCGAAGCUUGUUUGCCAAACGAUUACAUAAAGAGCUGCGCUUGUAUGGAAGUAUGUCGACAGGUGGUUCUCACGAUGGAUAGUUCAGGUAGCGGACGAUUGAAAUUCAACGAUUUCAAGGAUCUCAUGUGUAGUUUAAAGUAUUGGCAAGCGGCUUUUAAGAAUCAUACUAAAGAAAAGACUGGUAUACUUAAAGCGGAACGAUUACGAGAUGCAUUGCUAGAAGUUGGAUUCCAAUUAAACACAGACGUACUCUCAAUCUUAAUUCUUCGAUACAUGAGGAAGGAUGGAACUCUCAGAUUUGGCGAUUUUGUCUCGGCAAUAUUGCAUCUGAGUGAUGCAUUUGGUAUAUUUGAGAGUAAAGAUCCUUUGCAAAAUGGAACCAUAAAAUUAAGUUUAACCGAGUGGCUUAGAUCGUCUCUGAUGUGCUGAAUCCAUUAUUCAAUGGAAUGUUGUGUGUACCUUGAAAUUAUUGUAAAUAAUGUUUUUUACUUCGUAUAUAGAUUUAAGUUUUAGCCAUAUUAAAAAUUAAUGAUCGAAUUCAUUUUUUUCUGUUUGUAAAAUAAUAUCAUUAUCUCUUCCAUUAGUGAUCAUCAUUCCUUCGUCUGAUUACACAUUAUCAAUGACUAUGUAUAAUAUGCUGUUUGUAUAAGAAAUUCAUACUGGUUAAUAAAGCUAAGCUUAUUUUGUACAGUCCCUUUA
Osmia bicornis bicornis is the source of this 2780-nucleotide messenger RNA. RefSeq names its product calpain-C (gene CalpC). Gene Ontology annotation, biological process: proteolysis. The transcript has 15 exons. The record is from RefSeq and is a predicted model, not a curated record. Gene Ontology annotation, molecular function: calcium-dependent cysteine-type endopeptidase activity. Gene Ontology annotation, cellular component: cytoplasm. Bases 495 to 2510 code for a protein of 671 amino acids. Lineage: Eukaryota; Metazoa; Arthropoda; Insecta; Hymenoptera; Megachilidae.